Molecule: messenger RNA, 466 nt
Organism: Clupea harengus (Atlantic herring)
Lineage: Eukaryota; Metazoa; Chordata; Actinopteri; Clupeiformes; Clupeidae
Gene: h2bk1
Product: H2B.K variant histone 1
Cellular component (GO): nucleosome
Molecular function (GO): structural constituent of chromatin; protein heterodimerization activity; DNA binding
Source: RefSeq, a predicted model, not a curated record
AUUGAAUUCCCACGUUGGAAAACAGUGAUUUCGAAAUCUGAUAACCUUGUGUGGUAUACUAAAAAGUAGCAGAAUCAACUAUGAGUGAUGAUGCAACCAAAAAACGAGGAAAGGUCAGCGGGAAGUCAACAAAAAGAAAAUCUAAGAGGAGGGAGACCUAUGCGGUUUACAUCUAUAAGGUUUUGAAACAGGUUCAUCCCGACACCGGUAUCUCGAGCAGAGCAAUGAGCAUCAUGAAUUCUUUUGUCAAUGAUGUCUUCGAGAGAAUUGCGACAGAGGCGUCCCGACUGACCCAGUACAACAAACGCUCAACCAUAACCAGCCGAGAGGUGCAAACGGCCGUUCGUCUGCUGUUGCCUGGAGAGCUGGCAAAGCAUGCCGUGUCCGAAGGGACUAAGGCGGUUACCAAGUACACUAGUUCAAAGUGAAUACCAAAGUGAAAAGGAGGAUGGUUGCACAUCAGCUC